Messenger RNA from Caenorhabditis sp. 36 PRJEB53466, 2220 nucleotides. Lineage: Eukaryota; Metazoa; Nematoda; Chromadorea; Rhabditida; Rhabditidae. The record is from the annotation of a GenBank genome assembly.
AUGCCCGCCCACCAGAUCAUCGCCGCCGCCCCGAUCCACGACUCGCCGCUUAUGACGAAGCGGGAGUGGGCGGAAAAGAUGAUGGGCUCGGUGCGGCCCCCCCAACUGGCCAACGUGCGCCGCUCGAGGGGGGCGCUGCGGAAAGGCAUGGAGGACGCGAAGAGGAUCGUCGAAGACGGUUAGUUCUUUUUUAUAUUAAAAAAGAGAAGCCGUAACUCAUGCACGGUCUCCAGUGCUGACAAUAUGGGCGUGGCCUCGGCCAAAUGGCGUUUUCAUGAAUUGAGCAGGUUUUCUUCAGAUUUUUCUGGUCAAAGGCGAUGAAAAAUGAUUGUUCGACUUGAAACACACACUAAUUCUCAGAAUUAAUGACGUUUUGGCGCAUUUUUCGCGGACUUUGCUUUUUCGCCUUCGCCGCCUAAACCGCACUUCUCAUUUUGCGCUUUCUUGACCGUUUUCAUACAGAAUUGGUUUUGAGAAUGAUAAAUCACGUAAAUACAAGCAUUUUGAGCGCAUUACCGAAAAGCAACUGAAAUUCACGCAGUUUUAGCCAAAAACCUUCAAACUUGACCAAAUUUAACGCUCUUGCGCUUAAAAAAUUCGUAAUAGCCUAUACAAUUGGUCUAUUGAAAGACAAAUGUGAAAUUAUAGGUUUUUCAUGGCUACUCUGCCAAAAAACACAAAUUUUGCGGUUAAAAUUUGAAUUUCGCACCAAUGUAUCGCUCUAUUGGGCGGGGCGCACUUUCGCUCAUUGUAAGCUCUGGAGACCGUGUCAUGUAAAAGUUUUUGCGUUUCAAAACUACUUUUUGAAGAUUCAGCUAGAAGUAAGAAGUGCUCAAAAUUGAAACCAUAAACUCCCUUUCUCAUUGUUUUAAUUGUAGGAUCCACGUCGCCGUUGGUCUCGGACCACUACACGGGAUCAAAGAGCUCCGCGUUCCUUGAUCAGGUCUUCCGAGACCAAAAGACCAUCGGAAGGGGCUCGUUCGGAGAGGUGUUCUCCGUGCGGUCCCUGGAAGACGGUGGGCUCUAUGCCGUCAAAAUGAGCUCGCGAGAGCUCCGGCAAACGAGCCCUCUGAAGUAUAGAGAGGCAGUCAACCACAUGGUUCUGCCGAGGCAUCCGAACAUUCUUGGAUUCGUCCAGGCGUGGGAGGACGUGGGCCGUCUCUACAUUCAGACGGAGCUCGCCGAGCAGAGUUUGCUCGCCUUUUGCUCGGCUGGCGUCUCGGAAGACCAAGUGUGGCACUUCGCCAUCGAUAUUCUCCGUGCGGUGGAUCAUCUGCACGCGCAUCGAAUGAUCCACUGCGACAUCAAAACGGAGAACAUCCUGGUGACGAAAGGGAGCAUCUGCAAGCUCGCCGACUUUGGAUUGGCCACCCGACUCGACAAGGUUAGUUUGUGUUCUUCUUCUUGUUCCCCUCUAAAACACUUGUUGUAUCUUUCAGCCGCAAGAAAUGGAGAGCGCAGAAGAGGGAGAUUCGCGGUACCUGGCAAAGGAGGUGCUCAACGGCAAGCCGACAAUGUCUUCCGAUGUUUUCUCCGCCGGAAUGACUAUUCUCGAGAUUGCGACGGAUCUUGUGCUCCCUGGAAACGGCGAUGGAUGGGACGACAUCCGGAACUGGCGCAUUCCCGACCGUUUCUUCCAUUCAAGAAGCGAAGAGCUGAAGGAGUUGACGAGACGGAUGCUGAGCAUAGUUCCAGAGAUGCGCCCGACGACUCAGCAGCUGUUCGAGUUUCCCGGAAUCAAGAAACGAUUGGAAGGACGGGAGGAAUACGUGAAAACCGCCGAAAUGGUUCGUUUGAUUCACUCACUUUCUUCUCAAUUUCAUCGCUAUAUUUUUCUAGAAACGACUCGCGGACGCCGAAAACAAGAAGGAAGAUGAGGAAAAGCCGACGACGACGCCCACUCUCGGAAUGAUUACGCCUCCGCGAAUGUCAGUUUGAAGGUGUUCACUUCAGUUUCGAACCAACCUUUUUUUUCAGCACGCCGCAAACACCGAAGAAGACCUCUGUCAAGAAGGAUUCCAAAUCGACGCCGUUUCCGAAGAAGCUGAAAUUGGAGGAUUCUGACGACGAAGAGGAUCCGUACUCGCCGCUCGUCCGACGCAGUUUGAAUAGAAGGUAAGUUCUGACGGACCUAGUCAUUUCAAUUUGAUACAUUUCAGAAAACUUCCGGAAGCCAGACGAACACUGUUUUCAAAGGGUGACGAGGAGGAGGAGGAGUGA